AUGGAAUUGGAUCUUGUUCAAUACAACGGCAAAAACGCCGCCGCUGCCACUGCUAUUGAGCUAGCCGGUAGUCGCAGACUAAUGAACUUGACAUGGGGUCUCUCUGCAUGGCAAGGUUAUUACACCCAACCAGCCACAAUGAAAACAGCGACUCAACAGGAUCUUGACGGGAUAAUGGAAGGACGAAACGGGUAUCAAAAAAGCUGGUCGAUCGUGCAGGCUUCGGUGGAUAAAUUAAAAAUAGAAAAAUUGAUUCCGGUGCCACUACAAAGCACCUUCAUUCGCCAAAAGCGACAUUUUAUCAGAAGACGCGUAGAAGUAGAUAUGCGGCGGGACUUGUUGAUUCAUAAUGUCAUCAAGGAUACCCAAGCCUUCCAACUAAGCUACGAAGGCACACACGAUCCUAAUAUGGGAAAUCGGGUUGAAAUUGAUAUGUAUUCAAUGCCAAAGAAAGGACGCUCAAGAAGAUCACGUCACUACGACUUCUUUCCCCAAUACAACCCACUUCCACAGAAGGUUGAGCAGCCAUUAAUUUUCAAUGCCAACGAUGUCGAAACUGAUUCGGGGAAUGAUUUCGUGCCGCUAGCUUUUGCAACUGAAGUCGAAUGUGAUGAAAAUCAAAAGCCGAAACCAUUGAGCGAAGAAAUCGAUGCCGAGCUCGCCAAGCUUUACUUGCCACCAAUGUCUAUUUCACAAGAGGGAACCAUCGAAAAACUCAUCAAGAAAGCUACUGGCCCACUUCUAAACAUUUUGUAG
Molecule: messenger RNA, 756 nt
Organism: Caenorhabditis bovis
Lineage: Eukaryota; Metazoa; Nematoda; Chromadorea; Rhabditida; Rhabditidae
Source: the annotation of a GenBank genome assembly